GAGAAGGUAUUGAGUCGGAUGCAGCGGUUUAAACGAGUGGACCCACAGAAGCUCCAGCAUGCUGAUAGCCUCCCGUCAACAGUGGCAGAACCAGCAUGCAUUCGACCUCCCUCACCUCCAGUACAGAAAGAAGAGCUUUCGGAGGAUGAGAAGCUGGCAGUCCGGCUACAGAAGGAGCUCGACAAUGAGUUUGAGGGCCAGGCUCAGGGGAAGGUGGUGGAUGUUGACCAGGGAGGCUUGUUCUUCUGCCAGCUCUGCUUCAGAGACUUGUCGGCCAUGAGCCCCCAGCUGCGCACACAACACAUCAACAGGUGUCUAGAUGAGAGUGAGAGCCAGGCGGCUCCAUCUGCGGCUCCAGCGGCCCCUCGGCCCGUGGUCCCGGAGUGCCCCAUCUGUGGGAAGGUCUUCAAGUCGCUCAAGAGCCGCUCCACCCAUCUGAAGCGUUGCUCCUCCGAAAUGGGCGUGCCUCCAGCGGUCCUUUUGCAAGCCGUGCAGAGACAGGCCAGUGAGGCCGUGAGUGACAGCACAGCCGGCCAAUCUGUCCAAGCCGGCGGGCCUAAGAGGAGGCUCCCCUCCGAUCCCACCCAGCCCGCCAGGAAGAGGCCCAAGAAGGCGGCCCAGCCUGUGGACGAGGACACCAUGGUGGCCCUGGCCCUCUCCCGCUCUCUGUUGGAUCAGGAGGCGGAGAUGGAAAGGGCAAAGGCCAUUGAGGUCGUAGAGGUCAAAGGAGCUGAGCCGCAGACGUCUGUUGGUGCAACCUUGCAGUGGAAGCCAGCAGCAGCUGCAGGCAAAGGGAGGAGGCGCAGGAAGGGAGCCCCCUCUGGUCCUCCUCCGCUGCUCCUCCGGCAGGACCCCGAGGAGGCCCUGCGGCGCCUGCAGGAGCGCGUCUCCCUCAUGCUGCUGCGCUCGCGCACCCCCUCCCCUCCGCCCACCCCCACCCUGCACCCCAGCACCCUGCUGCCGCCCCCGCGCCGCUACCGCAGGGGCCUCGCCGCGGAGGAGGAGGAGAGCCCUGACCCCUGCUCACCGGCCCCGCUGUGGCACAAGAGCGCCCUGCCGGCCGGCUACGGCCACGCCACCGAAGAGUUCUACACGGUCGAGCUGAGCGCCUUCAUCCAGCCCUACGCCAGCCCACAGAGAGACCAAUCAUCAUCCACCAUGACGCCCCCAGUGAAGGUCCAGCCAGCGCCCCCCUCUCUGCCCCCUGCUGCUGCUGCUGCCCCCACUGCCCAGGCCCCGGCCCGCUCCCCUUCGCCCUCCUCCCCCGCCCCCUCGCCCCUGCUGCCCACCCAGGCGGUGCAGGACCUGUUGGCGCUGGGGGAGAAGGGCCUGAACCUCGCCGCUGCUCCACAUCAGGGCCCAUCUUAUGCCGACGCUCCACAGCAGCUGAGUGGCCUCACCAACCCAGAUUCUGACACCCGCGUGGUGGAGCCCAAGAACUCGUCAUCUCUAAGCAGGCUGGCCUCAGACCUGAGCUCCAUGGUGAAUAACCCACAGCUGAGUGAUGUCCAGCUGCAGGUGGACAGCGGUGAGGUCCUCUUCGCCCACUCCUUCAUGCUCUAUGCACGCUGCCCUCUGCUGGUCGAACAGGUGCACGCCAGUGGCUUCGGCGUGCAGGAGGAGGGGAUGCCAGCUGCCCAGAGGGUUCUGCUGGGGGAGGUGCCCGUCGGGGCCGUGCUCGCCAUGCUCCAGUUCCUCUACAGCGCCCAGUGCCCGCUCACGCCCAGCCUGGCACCACACGUCCAGGAGCUGGCAGUCAGGUUCGACCUGCCAGAACUGUCGCAGGAGUGCCAGCUGUACCUCCGGAGGCUGGAGCAGCAGGAGGAGGAGGAGGGGAGCCAGGCCUGGGGAGGUGCCCCAGCCCCGGAGCCCUCGGAGGGGCAUGAGGAGCAGGACAACACCCAGGCCCAGCUGCACUUCCUGGAGCUCCUCCGGUCCAUGUGGAGCUCAGAGGAUGAGGGGGAGGAGGAGGAAGAAGGACAGGGAGACGGACGGGCCGACGGAGAGAAGAGCGUCAGGAUGGAGGAGCAGGCGAGCGAGGGAGAGGAGAACGGAGGUGAAGAGCAUGUGGACGAGGAGGAGCUGGAGGAGAUCUAUGAGUUUGCUGCUACGCAGCGGAGAGGGGGAGAGUCAGCCCUGAGGCACGAGACGGAGAGCCUGGAGGAGGAGGAGGAGCAGGAGGAUGAGGAGGAAGUGAAGACCGCUGAGGAGGACAUCAGAAUGUUCUUUGAAAUGGAGGAUGAGAAAACAAGUGAUCAUGGAGCAGGAGAGGUGAAGGAGCCAGGUGGAACCAGAGUUGGUGAAUCGGUACAAGAAGAGACUCCCGCUGAACCAAGCGGCCACCUCGACGAGUCUCCUCACACAGAAGGGCCCAGUUCUCAUCACAAGGAUGCCUCUGGUGCUGCUAUGGAAACCCAUGAUGAGUGUACAAGUGAGAAGGACAAUCAAGAUGGAGAACCACGUCCAGACGAUCAAGAUGGCGAACCACGUCCAAACGAUCAAGAUGGUGAACGACAUCCAGAUGAUCAAGGUGGCGAACGACAUCCAGAUGAUCAAGGUGGCGAACGACAUUCAGAUGAUCAAGGUGGCGAACCACAUGCGGAACCCGUGCCACAUUCAGAUGCUAGCCUGAAUGACAGCUUUGACUACCUCUUCUCCCAGUCUUGGGGCGAAUAUGCUGAACCGUCCCCUGCCCCAGCCACCCAGCGCCAAACCAGGUCAAAGCCUGACUCUGUGCGGAUCAUUGACCUCUCCAUCAGUCCACCUGCACCUACCUGUGAGCCCUCAUUUCCCGUGCCAGGCCUCUCCCCAGAGCUGACCAUUACACAGGGGAGUCAAAGGCCCAGAAUGUCCUCGGACAUGACCGGUACACAUGCAAGUCAAAGGCCCAGAAUGUCCUCAGACAUGACCGGUACACAUGAAAGUCAAAGGCCCAGAAUGUCCUCGGACAUGACCGACAUGACCGGUACACAUGAAAGUCAAAGGCCCAGAAUGUCCUCGGACAUGACCGGUACACAUGCAAGUCAAAGGCUCAGAUUGUCCUCGGACAUGACCGGUACACAUGCAAGUCAAAGGCUCAGAUUGUCCUCGGACAUGACCGGUACACAUGAAAGUCAAAGGCUCAGAUUGUCCUCGGACAUGACCGGUACACAUGCAAGUCAAAGGCCCAGAAUGUCCUCGGACAUGACCGGUACACGUGCAAGUCAAAGGUUUAGAAUGUCCCCAGAACUGACCAUUACACAGGGGAGUCAAAGGCUUAGAUUAUCCUCGGAGGUGACAGGUACACAAGGAAGUCAAAGGGCUACAGUGUCUCCAGAGUUCAGAGUUUCAUAUGCAAGUCAAAGACUUCAAAUCUCCCCUGAGUUGAGAGAGAAACAAGCCAGCCGAGUUGAGGCACUGGCCUCAAGCAAUCGGAGUCAAGGUAGUUUUACUGACCAGUGCUCUAAAGAGGUUGAGCUCAUAGUGCUGUCGGACUCCAGCGAUGACUCCCCAACGUGUUUGUCUCCCUCUCCACCUCAGCCCAUGCGCAUCGAGUCACCCCUUGUCCUUCUAGAAGAUUCCCCAAUCUACACCUGCAUAAAGGAUGUAGCAAAAGCCAAAGACUCCCUCUCCGCCAGCCAAACAGCACAGCCUUUGAGAGAUCCAUGUGAUUCCCAGUCUGCAUCCUCAGACACCCCUCCUAAGGCCCAUCCAACCCCCUCAGGCCCCGAAUCUCCCUGCGCUGCAGAUUCCCCAGGAGUCCAGAGCUUGCUGGACGGCUCGGCCGAGGUGUCCUGGCUGGUCCCGUCCACCCCACACAUACCCAACCGGACACAGAGCAGCUCCACCCAGACCGAAAGCAGUAUGCGUCGCACGCGCCUCUUCCCUGGAUUUUCAUCGUCACAGCCAUCAUCAUCGUCGUCCUCCUCUUCAUCAGUUCCUGGACAUUCUAAAGCUCCAUCUCCAAAUAAAAUCUCUUGUAAGGAGGAGUCAGAAGAGGUCUCAGUCUCCGAUCAAACAGCUACCUCACCUGCCCAGACUAAGCUCGACCAAACCAGAUCAAACGUCACUGGAGAUGACUCUCCGGUGUUCCUACCUCCGAAGUCCCUCCCUAGGCGGUUCAGCUCAAUUUCUGACCUCACCCCUUGUGGUUCACACAGAGGAGCCUCCGUGGACAAACCGUCUUCCAGGAGGGUCGGCCACCCUGUCAGCAGCACCCCUCUGCACUCCGAAUCAGAGUCCCUUAUGAGCCCCCAUCUUCCCUCCGAAUCGCCGUUCGUGAGCCGCGUGGAGAAGAGCCCGCAUGUCCGGGAGAGCGGAGCCGCUCCUAGAGGCAGCGCGCCAUCGGAUGGCAGUCCAGAGAGCAGAGGCCACCUGGGCUUUUCCCAUCUCCAAGAUGUCAGCCCCUCCAGCGAUCAAGAGGAGGCAUGCACAAGCAAGUCCACUGGUCGGCAGAAGGAUUCCAGGGAAGGCAGCAACCCAGGCAGCUCUGAGAGAAGAAAAGGCGGAUCUGGACACCGUACAUCUGGUGCAGAAGAGGUCGAUAUGAAUGGGGUGGAAGACAACAGGGAGACGGAGAUCAAAGAGACAGGGAUGGAGGUGGAGGAUGAAGACGAAGAUGAGUUACCAUCUCAACAGAGCUUCAGCAACUAUGACGAGCCACCCAUGCCGUUUGAUGAGCCCUCGAUGGCUUAUGAUGACCCUCCAGUGGCCUUCGAGGAACAGCCCAUUGCUUGCGAUGACCAAGCGGCGGCCUUCGACGAGCCCCCGAUGGCUUUCGACGACUCUUGGGGUUUCGGGGACUGCAGGGCCGACCUCCACAAACCGCGCUUCAGCCUGCGCCUGGAGAGCAGCGGGGACGGGGACGGCAGCCUCAGCUGCACCACUCCGCUCGGGCCCCAGGCACCGGUCACCACAGACAGGACACCCCCCGCCGCCUCACCUGAGCCCCAGCCCAGCACCAGCGUCCUGGACCCCAAGCUGUGGGACAGCUGGGAGGAGGAGGAGGAGGAGGGAGCAGGUGCUGCUCUUCCUCUCUCUCAGAGGCUGGGUGCCGUCGCCCCGGCCAAGAGGGUGGCUCAGCUCAGGACUCCAGUGGCCUCUAAGAAGGCCGGCCCACUGAUGCCCAUCACCCCAAUGCCCCAUUACUCAGACAUGGACACGCCAGACCUCAAGAACAAACUCAACAGGUUCGGAGUGCGUCCGCUCCCCAAGCGGCAGAUGGUGGUGAAGCUGAAGGAGAUCUUCCAGUACACGCAUCAGCUGGAGAGCUCGGAGUCCGAGGACGAGGCGCCGGUACACGGCCACAGACCUCAGCCGGUCCCCGCUCCUGCCCGCUCCUGUGCCCAGUCACUCAACUUCAAGGAGCCCAGGGCGCCCCCUGCUGUCUCUCCCAAGAAAGUGCAGCUCAGCCUGGAUGCCCAGGAGCCCUUGUCCCUCUCGCAGAGCUCCAACGCUUCCUCUACAGACGCGAGUCAGGACUCUGACAGGACAAUCAAGAUGGAGAACCACGUCCAGACGAUCAAGAUGGCGAACCACGUCCAAACGAUCAAGAUGGUGAACGACAUCCAGAUGAUCAAGGUGGCGAACGACAUCCAGAUGAUCAAGGUGGCGAACGACAUUCAGAUGAUCAAGGUGGCGAACCACAUGCGGAACCCUCAAAGGCUCAGAUUGUCCUCGGACAUGACCGGUACACAUGAAAGUCAAAGGCUCAGAUUGUCCUCGGACAUGACCGGUACACAUGCAAGUCAAAGGCCCAGAAUGUCCUCGGACAUGACCGGUACACGUGCAAGUCAAAGGUUUAGAAUGUCCCCAGAACUGACCAUUACACAGGGGAGUCAAAGGCUUAGAUUAUCCUCGGAGGUGACAGGUACACAAGGAAGUCAAAGGGCUACAGUGUCUCCAGAGUUCAGAGUUUCAUAUGCAAGUCAAAGACUUCAAAUCUCCCCUGAGUUGAGAGAGAAACAAGCCAGCCGAGUUGAGGCACUGGCCUCAAGCAAUCGGAGUCAAGGUAGUUUUACUGACCAGUGCUCUAAAGAGGUUGAGCUCAUAGUGCUGUCGGACUCCAGCGAUGACUCCCCAACGUGUUUGUCUCCCUCUCCACCUCAGCCCAUGCGCAUCGAGUCACCCCUUGUCCUUCUAGAAGAUUCCCCAAUCUACACCUGCAUAAAGGAUGUAGCAAAAGCCAAAGACUCCCUCUCCGCCAGCCAAACAGCACAGCCUUUGAGAGAUCCAUGUGAUUCCCAGUCUGCAUCCUCAGACACCCCUCCUAAGGCCCAUCCAACCCCCUCAGGCCCCGAAUCUCCCUGCGCUGCAGAUUCCCCAGGAGUCCAGAGCUUGCUGGACGGCUCGGCCGAGGUGUCCUGGCUGGUCCCGUCCACCCCACACAUACCCAACCGGACACAGAGCAGCUCCACCCAGACCGAAAGCAGUAUGCGUCGCACGCGCCUCUUCCCUGGAUUUUCAUCGUCACAGCCAUCAUCAUCGUCGUCCUCCUCUUCAUCAGUUCCUGGACAUUCUAAAGCUCCAUCUCCAAAUAAAAUCUCUUGUAAGGAGGAGUCAGAAGAGGUCUCAGUCUCCGAUCAAACAGCUACCUCACCUGCCCAGACUAAGCUCGACCAAACCAGAUCAAACGUCACUGGAGAUGACUCUCCGGUGUUCCUACCUCCGAAGUCCCUCCCUAGGCGGUUCAGCUCAAUUUCUGACCUCACCCCUUGUGGUUCACACAGAGGAGCCUCCGUGGACAAACCGUCUUCCAGGAGGGUCGGCCACCCUGUCAGCAGCACCCCUCUGCACUCCGAAUCAGAGUCCCUUAUGAGCCCCCAUCUUCCCUCCGAAUCGCCGUUCGUGAGCCGCGUGGAGAAGAGCCCGCAUGUCCGGGAGAGCGGAGCCGCUCCUAGAGGCAGCGCGCCAUCGGAUGGCAGUCCAGAGAGCAGAGGCCACCUGGGCUUUUCCCAUCUCCAAGAUGUCAGCCCCUCCAGCGAUCAAGAGGAGGCAUGCACAAGCAAGUCCACUGGUCGGCAGAAGGAUUCCAGGGAAGGCAGCAACCCAGGCAGCUCUGAGAGAAGAAAAGGCGGAUCUGGACACCGUACAUCUGGUGCAGAAGAGGUCGAUAUGAAUGGGGUGGAAGACAACAGGGAGACGGAGAUCAAAGAGACAGGGAUGGAGGUGGAGGAUGAAGACGAAGAUGAGUUACCAUCUCAACAGAGCUUCAGCAACUAUGACGAGCCACCCAUGCCGUUUGAUGAGCCCUCGAUGGCUUAUGAUGACCCUCCAGUGGCCUUCGAGGAACAGCCCAUUGCUUGCGAUGACCAAGCGGCGGCCUUCGACGAGCCCCCGAUGGCUUUCGACGACUCUUGGGGUUUCGGGGACUGCAGGGCCGACCUCCACAAACCGCGCUUCAGCCUGCGCCUGGAGAGCAGCGGGGACGGGGACGGCAGCCUCAGCUGCACCACUCCGCUCGGGCCCCAGGCACCGGUCACCACAGACAGGACACCCCCCGCCGCCUCACCUGAGCCCCAGCCCAGCACCAGCGUCCUGGACCCCAAGCUGUGGGACAGCUGGGAGGAGGAGGAGGAGGAGGGAGCAGGUGCUGCUCUUCCUCUCUCUCAGAGGCUGGGUGCCGUCGCCCCGGCCAAGAGGGUGGCUCAGCUCAGGACUCCAGUGGCCUCUAAGAAGGCCGGCCCACUGAUGCCCAUCACCCCAAUGCCCCAUUACUCAGACAUGGACACGCCAGACCUCAAGAACAAACUCAACAGGUUCGGAGUGCGUCCGCUCCCCAAGCGGCAGAUGGUGGUGAAGCUGAAGGAGAUCUUCCAGUACACGCAUCAGCUGGAGAGCUCGGAGUCCGAGGACGAGGCGCCGGUACACGGCCACAGACCUCAGCCGGUCCCCGCUCCUGCCCGCUCCUGUGCCCAGUCACUCAACUUCAAGGAGCCCAGGGCGCCCCCUGCUGUCUCUCCCAAGAAAGUGCAGCUCAGCCUGGAUGCCCAGGAGCCCUUGUCCCUCUCGCAGAGCUCCAACGCUUCCUCUACAGACGCGAGUCAGGACUCUGACAGGUCCAACCCUGAGCUGCUUGUGAGCGACGACGGCGACUCCUCCUCGGACAGCGAGGGCCCGGUGACGGCCUCGCAGGCGGUGUCCAAACACGCCGACAAGCUCAAGGCCGUGCGGCGCUUCAUCCUGUCCGACCCGGAGCUGCACGGCCAGGUGCUGCAGUACCGGCCGCUGGCGCUGUCCCAGCUGCAGGAGCGCCUCAAGGCCGCCGGCAUCCGCCUGGCCGCCGCCAAGCUGCUGGACUUCCUGGACGCCCAGUGCAUCACCUUCACCACGGCCAAGCCGGGCCAGAAGGCCCCGUCCCGCAGGAGGAGGAAGAAACCGACGACGGCGGCGGGGGCCAGGGGCGCAAGAGCGGCGGCUGAGGGAGCUCUAAGCUUACAGUAUAUCACCCUUAUCCAUAGAGGGCUUCAGCAGAUCUACGCUGUUGGCACUCCAGGACCACGGCCAGCUGCCAAGCCAAACAUGCGUAUUCUCAGUGUGCAGUAUCAAGCAAUCAAGCCAAGCCCCUCCCACACACUGUGGAGCGACUUUAAGUUUUAG
Molecule: messenger RNA, 8577 nt
Organism: Sardina pilchardus (European sardine)
Lineage: Eukaryota; Metazoa; Chordata; Actinopteri; Clupeiformes; Clupeidae
Gene: slx4
Product: SLX4 structure-specific endonuclease subunit homolog (S. cerevisiae)
Exons: 19
Coding region: 19-8577 (2852 amino acids)
Biological process (GO): DNA replication; resolution of meiotic recombination intermediates; DNA repair
Cellular component (GO): nucleus; Slx1-Slx4 complex
Molecular function (GO): protein binding
Source: RefSeq, a predicted model, not a curated record